Molecule: messenger RNA, 3565 nt
Organism: Podarcis lilfordi (Lilford's wall lizard)
Lineage: Eukaryota; Metazoa; Chordata; Lepidosauria; Squamata; Lacertidae
Source: the annotation of a GenBank genome assembly
AUGUUCUCAGUUGCGCUGCUGGUGACUGGUGAGGAAAAAGUUGUGUCCUCUGGUGCCACGCUUGUGAAAGCUGAGAUGGUGCUGGCAUCCGUGGACUCUGGAGUGACGUUCUCUGUUGUGCUGCUGGUGACUGGUGAGGAAAAAGUUGUGUCCUCUGGUGCCACGCUUGUGAAAGCUGAGAUGGUGCUGGCAUCAGUGGACUCUGGGGUGAUGUUCUCAGUUGCGCUGCUGGUGACUGGUGAGGAAAACGUUGUGUCCUCUGGUGCCAUGCUUGUGAAAGCUGAGAUGGUGCUGGCAUCCGUGGACUCUGGGGUGAUGUUCUCAGUUGUGCUGCUGUGUGACAGAUGAGGAGAAAGUUGUGUCCUCUGGUGCCACACUUGUGAAAGCUGAGAUGGUGCUGGCAUCCGUGGACUCUGGGGUGACGUUCUCUGUUACGCUGCUGGUGACUGGUGAGGAGAAAGUUGUGUCCUCUGGUGCCACGCUUGUGAAAGCUGAGAUGGUGCUGGCAUCCGUGGACUCUGGGGUGACGUUCUCUGUUACGCUGCUGGUGACUGGUGAGGAGAAAGUUGUGUCCUCUGGUGCAAUGCUUGUGAAAGUUGAGAUGGUGCUGGCAUCAGUGGACUCUGGGGUGAUGAACUCAGUUGCGCUGCUGGUGACUGGUGAGGAAAAAGUUGUGUCCUCUGGUGCCACGCUUGUGAAAGCUGAGAUGGUGCUGGCAUCCGUGGACUCUGGGGUGACGUUCUCAGUUGCGCUGCUGGUGACUGGGGAGGAAAAAGUUGUGUCCUCUGGUGCCAUGCUUGUGAAAGCUGAGAUGGUGCUGGCAUCAGUGGACUCUGGGGUGACGUUCUCAGUUGCGCUGCUGGUGACUGGUGAGGAAAAAGUUGUGUCCUCUGGUGCCAUGCUUGUGGAGGUUGAGAUGGUGCUGGCAUCAGUGGACUCUGGGGUGAUGUUCUCAGUUGCGCUGCUGGUGACUGGUGAGGAAAAAGUUGUGUCCUCUGGUGCCACGCUUGUGAAAGUUGAGAUGGUGCUGGCAUCCGUGGACUCUGGGGUGAUGUUCUCAGUUGCGCUGCUGGUGACUGGUGAGGAAAACGUUGUGUCCUCUGGUGCCAUGCUUGUGAAAGCUGAGAUGGUGCUGGCAUCCGUGGACUCUGGGGUGAAGAAAUCAGUUGAGCUGCUGGUGACUGGUGAGGAGAAAGUUGUGUCCUCUGGUGCCACGCUUGUGACAGCUGAGAUGGUGCUGGCAUCAGUGGACUCUGGGGUGACGGUCUCAGUUGCGCCGCUGGUGACUGGGGAGGAAAAAGUUGUGUCCUCUGGUGCCACGCUUGUGAAAGUUGAGAUGGUGCUGGCAUCAGUGGACUCUGGGGUGAUGUUCUCAGUUGCGCUGCUGGUGACUGGUGAGGAAAAAGUUGUGUCCUCUGGUGCCAUGCUUGUGAAAGCUGAGAUGGUGCUGGCAUCAGUGGACUCUGGGGUGAUGAAUUCAGUUGUGCUUUGUGUGUCAGAUGAGGAGAAAGUUGUGUCCUCUGGUGCCACGCUUGUGAAAGCUGAGAUGGUGCUGGCAUCCGUGGACUCUGGGGUGACGUUCUCAGUUGCGCUGCUGGUGACUGGUGAGGAAAAAGUUGUGUCCUCUGGUGCCACGCUUGUGAAAGCUGAGAUGGUGCUGGCAUCAGUGGACUCUGGGGUGAUGUUCUCAGUUGCGCUGCUGGUGACUGGUGAGGAAAAAGUUGUGUCCUCUGGUGCCAUGCUUGUGAAAGCUGAGAUGGUGCUGGCAUCAGUGGACUCUGGGGUGAUGAAUUCAGUUGUGCUUUGUGUGUCAGAUGAGGAGAAAGUUGUGUCCUCUGGUGCCACACUUGUGAAAGCUGAGAUGGUGCUGGCAUCCGUGGACUCUGGGGUGACGUUCUCUGUUACGCUGCUGGUGACUGGUGAGGAGAAAGUUGUGUCCUCUGGUGCCACGCUUGUGAAAGCUGAGAUGGUGCUGGCAUCAGUGGACUCUGAGGUGAUGAAUUCAGUUGUGCUUUGUGUGUCAGGUGAGGAGAAAGUUGUGUCCUCUGGUGCCACACUUGUAAAGGUUGAGAUGGUGCUGGCAUCAGUGGACUCUGGGGUGACGUUCUCAGUUGCACUACUGGUGACUGGUGAGGAAAACGUUGUGUCCUCUGGUGCAAUGCUUGUGAAAGUUGAGAUGGUGCUGGCAUCAGUGGACUCUGGAGUGACGUUCUCAGUUGUGCUGCUGGUGACUGGUGAGGAAAAAGUUGUAUCCUCUGGUGCCACGCUUGUGAAAGCUGAGAUGGUGCUGGCAUCCGUGGACUCUGGGGUGACGUUCUCAGUUGCGCUGCUGGUGACUGGUGAGGAAAAAGUUGUAUCCUCUGGUCCCAGGCUUGUGAAAGCUGAGAUGGUGCUGGCAUCAGUGGACUCUGAGGUGAUGAAUUCAGUUGUGCUUUGUGUGUCAGGUGAGGAGAAAGUUGUGUCCUCUGGUGCCACACUUGUGAAAGCUGAGAUGGUGCUGGCAUCCGUGGACUCUGGGGUGACGUUCUCUGUUACGCUACUGGUGACUGGUGAGGAGAAAGUUGUAUCCUCUGGUGCCACGCUUGUGAAAGCUGAGAUGGUGCUGGCAUCCGUGGACUCUGGGGUGACGGUCUCAGUUGCGCUGCUGGUGACUGGUGAGGAAAAAGUUGUAUCCUCUGGUGCCAUGCUUGUGAAAGCUGAGAUGGUGCUGGCAUCAGUGGACUCUGAGGUGAUGAAUUCAGUUGUGCUUUGUGUGUCAGGUGAGGAGAAAGUUGUGUCCUCUGGUGCCACACUUGUGAAAGCUGAGAUGGUGCUGGCAUCCGUGGACUCUGGGGUGACGUUCUCAGUUGCGCUGCUGGUGACUGGUGAGGAAAAAGUUGUGUCCUCUGGUGCCACGCUUGUGAAAGCUGAGAUGGUGCUGGCAUCCGUGGACUCUGGGGUGACGUUCUCAGUUGUGCUUUGUGUGUCAGGUGAGGAGAAAGUUGUGUCCUCUGGUGCCACGCUUGUGAAAGCUGAGAUGGUGCUGGCAUCAGUGGACUCUGGGGUGAUGUUCUCAGUUGCGCUGCUGGUGACUGGUGAGGAGAAAGUUGUGUCCUCUGGUGCAAUGCUUGUGAAAGUUGAGAUGGUGCUGGCAUCAGUGGACUCUGAGGUGAUGAAUUCAGUUGUGCUUUGUGUGUCAGGUGAGGAGAAAGUUGUGUCCUCUGGUGCCACGCUUGUGAAAGCUGAGAUGGUGCUGGCAUCAGUGGACCCUGAGGUGACGUUCUCAGUUGCGCUGCUGGUGACUGGUGAGGAGAAAGUUGUGUCUUCUGGUGGUGUGCUUGUAAACCCUGGGACAUUGCUGGCAUCAGUGGACUCUGAGAUGGUGUACUCAGUUGCACUGCUGGUUUCGGGUGAGAGGGAAAUUGUUUUUUCUGGUAUGGAAGUUGAAAAAACAGAUUCAAUCCUUUCUUCUGUGCUUGUGUUCAUUGUGUCUGUGCUGGGAUUCUGUCUUUGUGUGUCACUGAUGGCAGGAGACACGUCCAUCUUGAGAUCUCUUGUAUGUCUGGAAUCAAGUGCUGCUUUCUGA